Messenger RNA from Lolium perenne, 1106 nucleotides. RefSeq lists its product as uncharacterized. NCBI's taxonomy places the organism in Eukaryota, Viridiplantae, Streptophyta, Magnoliopsida, Poales, Poaceae. The record is from RefSeq and is a predicted model, not a curated record. Gene Ontology annotation, biological process: negative regulation of DNA-templated transcription.
CUCUCACUUCACCUCUUCUCCUAUAAACUCCUCGCAGCAUCACACGGGCACCACGCUCUCACUCUUCCCAUUCACAACGCACAAGCACAACCACCUUUCUCCACUCUCGGAGCUUGCUAGCUCGGUAGCUAGCACCCGCGUCAAGGAAAGAUUUAAAGCACCAUGCUUGGCUGCUUCUCCCGGCUCCGGCGGCCGGCGUCUACAGCCGGGGCACCGGCGCCCGUGCAGCAUCCGUGUGACGACGCUUCCACGUCUGCUACGUCGACCUCCACCACGCCCACCUCUCCGUGCUCGUCCUCUUCCUCCGCCCGCUUCAAGAAAGCGAGCCUCCGGGACGGUGGCAGCAGAGGCCGGGAAGUCGACGGCGCCGUCGCGAAGGAGUACCUGUCUUCCGCGGUCACCGUGGACUCCGGGCUGUCGUCGGCCAUCGCGUCCCGCCGGUUCUUCCUCGCCUCUCCAGGCCGGUCCAACUCCAUCGUCGACUCGUCGGCGCACGCCGGGGUGAUCGGUUUGGGCGCGGCCGGCGUGGCUGUGCCGACCUACUCGCCGGACCCGCACGCCGACUUCCUCAAGUCCAUGGAGGAGAUGUCCGCGGCGCUGCAGCUGGACGCCAGGCGGCGCGGCGACAGGGCGCGCCUCCACGAGCUGCUGCUCUGCUACCUCGCGCUCAACGACAAGCGCGCACACAGGUACAUCGUCAGCGCCUUCACCGACCUCCUGCUCCGCCUCACCGCCACCACCGACGACCUCGAGCUCGAGCACGAGCAGGACGCCUUGUAGCUGCCUGGCGGCUGCCGGAACCCAGCAGCAGCUAAACAUGUUCUUCCAUUUCUCAGAGCGUUCGGUGCUACGCGUAGGAACAUUCUUUUUUCUUGGUGCAAAAUGCUCGAGCUGUGCUACUCACUUGCCCAGAUCAUGCACCUGACUGUACAUAGGUCGUGUGCAAUUUCGUAGCGAAAGUCGCUUUGCAGUAGUUCGUAACUUUGUGUCCGUUGCUUUUUGCUCUUUAUAAAAGGUUUGAGCGUGCUAGUGAAGUUGGGAAUAUCUUAGCUUCUACAAUGGGGUCGCUUUGUUUCUUUGUGCAAUUACAUUUGUCUUUUCGGCCA